AGCAACAUAACUUAUGUAUCAUGUCCUUUGUGUCUCUGGCAGGUUCCCCAAAGGAAAAACCAAUCUGGCUACUUUGACCUGGACACCUCUCUGGUUGGCUGUAAGGGUUUGCCUUGGGCCUCUGGAAAAAGGGUGUGCCCUAAGGGAGACGAGUACACCGAUGACGCUCAGCAGCUGUUCAGUGCAAGUGCUCCGCCUGCAAGUCUCAGUCUACUUGGAAACUUUGAGGAGUGUGUGUUAAACUACCGCCUGGAGCCUUUAGGAUCGGUGGAUGGCUUUACGGCCGAAGUAGGUGCUAGCGGGUCCUUCUGCCCCAGUCACCUGACCUUACCCGUGGACGUGUCAUUCUACAGCGUCUCCGAUGACAACGCCCCCUCACCUUAUAUGGGUGUGAUCAACCUGGAGUCGCUGGGGAAAAGGGGCUAUCGAGUACCUCCAUCAGGAACCAUUCAAGUGACCUUAUUCAACCCGAACAAGACGGUGGUAAAGAUGUUUGUGGUGAUGUACGACCUACGAACCAUGCCAGCAGGACACCAGACCUUCCUGCGCCAGAGGACGUUCUCCGUCCCCGUCAGGCGGGACUCGAACCAUCAGAUCAACAGGAAGCCUCUCACUUUGGGCCAGGCACGCACUCUGCGCUACCUUGUUCAUCUAAGGUUCCAGAGCUCAAAGUCUGGGAAGAUCUACCUCCACAGGGACAUCCGUCUGCUGUUUUCUAGGAAAUCCAUGGAGGUGGAUAGCGGUGCUGCCUACGAGCUACAGUCAUUUACUGAAUCCCCCAUCGACCCACCGUUCUCGCCUCGCUGCUGACGCUGGAUUUACUCCCUCAUACCCCCCCCCCCUUUCUCCACCUGGCAGGCCAUAGCCGCACCUCCAUGCCAGCCAUGAGUCAUUGUAUCAGCCUGUGAUUUGUAUUGGAUGAGAGAUUGAAGGACAGCAGAUGAUGGAGUGCACCCGCAUCUGGGACGCUUGUUAGAAGGAAAUUCUCUGUUGACGUGCAUGAACUUUGUUUUGACUCACAGCUGGAGUGUGCAGGGUUUUGAGGUCCUGCUAGAAAAUGCCUUAAAAUAUUUAAAAGGUAAUCCUUGAUGUUUGUGUAUCCCCCCCGCCUCCUGCGUCUGGCAGGAGAGUCGAGACCAAUGAUUGUCCACAGGACCAGUUGGACUCAAUAAUUCUGCACAGUCUGUGCAACAGUCCCCAAACAAGAUUGUUGAUUUGGACCUCAUUGUGACAGAAUUAAUUCAUGUUGAAUCUCAGUUACUUGACAAAUGCAAUACAUGGCCUUUUGAAUGAGGAAAAAAUAACUUAGCUUGUUGACUUGCAGGCAAAAAAGAUUAAUUUGGACUCAAUAGCCCCUUUUACACUGCCUGGUUCCAACGGCAUUUUGCUACCUUUUAUUUAAUACUGUAUCCCACUUAAUUGGAUUUUGUGUAAAAAAAAAAAAGAUGUUAGAUGCGGAAAUUUUGCAGAAUCUGUUUAAAAGAGGCUAAUGAUUCCCGACGUUGGAGCAGCACCUGUGUCGCCGAAUGAGAAGAAAUGGGCUGCAGCGGACCACCUUGCUGUCAUCCACCCCACUGCCCCCACCUCCAUCUCAAAAAACAAACAAAAGGACCACCGAAGACGUCAACCAUGCAAUCACACCGAAUUAAAGUGAACCGAUCGCGACAGAAAUCAUCAAGAAAUGCACUGUGGAUUCACCCCCCCCCCCUGUCCAAACUGGAAAAGAAAGCGAAAAAUUAUUGUCAGAUUUCUUUUUGUACUGUUACAAAAACCACUUUGUUGGAAGUGUUGCAAUAGAGAAAGAAUAACCGUACUUUUAAGUGUUUACUUUCAGUUUACCUAACCAUCCUGUUUAUUUAAUAUUUAAAUUAAUAUUUCAGUUUCUAUUUGUGAUGUCUGUCAUGCCGAGAUGAUUUAGUGUAAACUGUAUAUCAUAGUAUUUUUGACAUUAAUAUUCAAAUCUGAAAAAAUAUAUCUAUCUUCGAAAGCCAU
Molecule: messenger RNA, 1992 nt
Organism: Hippocampus comes (tiger tail seahorse)
Lineage: Eukaryota; Metazoa; Chordata; Actinopteri; Syngnathiformes; Syngnathidae
Product: protein FAM214A-like
Exons: 6
Source: RefSeq, a predicted model, not a curated record